AUGUUGGGCUUCGCAUUCGCCAUCCUAGCCUUUGCCCUUACAUUCAGCUAUUUUGUCAUCGUCCCUGUGGUCCAGUACUUCCGCGACCCUAAAGGGCUUCGAAAGUACCCGAACUUGACGUUUCUGUCGGGUAUCUCAGAUCUCCCUUUUAUCUACGAAGCACACAAAGGUUUCCGGUCUCAUACUUUGUUGAAGGUCCACCAAAAGCAUCCUGUCGUUCGCAUUGGGCCUAACGCUCUUUCCUUCGGAGCCAAGGAGGCCAUCAAAGACAUAUACGGUCAUAACACGAAAUGCGGUAAAGAUUUGAUGUACCGAGAGCUGGCGGGGACGCAUUACCAUCUGGCUGAUGUAAUUGACAAACCUGACCAUGCUCGCAAAAGGAAGAUGUUGUCGAGCGCCUAUGCCAUCAAAAAUUUGGAAAAUUGGGAGCACAAAGUGGCCGACAUGACAGCGCGUAUGAUCCGUGCCUUUGACGCCAGAUGUACUUCAGCCCUCAAACAAGGAGAACGCCCCGCCGAUGAGGAUCUAACAGUCGAUUAUCGGAUGUGGUCGAACCUAUUCACCGUGUCUGCUAUAGCCAACAUCGGCCUCAGCGAAGAUCUUGGAUUUCUCGACCGCGGAGACGACUUGGUUACUUCGGAAGCAAUGGACGGCACCACGAAGAAAGUGCAGUUCAGAGAUUGCCUGCAUGCAACGGCGUGGGCUCAAUCGAACUUGGUAUGGUCCUAUGGCUGGUACCAGGCGUUGGUUAAAUUGAGUAAACUGGUAUCACCCACUUACCGGCUUAAGUGGAGACUGAACCAGGAUUGGGAUGGUAUUGUUCGAAACAGGGCCACUACGCGAUUUAAGAGAUAUGAAGCUGGCGAGAAGCUUGACGACUUCUUUACGGCGAUCUUGCAGGAUAAAUCGGGCGUGCCCAACAACCUCGAAUGGGGUGAAAUGGUUGCAGAAGUCAGCAUCAUGAUGAACGCAGGUUCCGACACAACUGCCAUCGCAAUGUCGAAUGCUAUGUAUUUAUUGCUGAAGCAUCCUACACAGUUGAAGAGGUUACGGGAAGAGCUCGACGGUGUGCUCGAGGAUGAUGAGGUUGUUGCCCCCUAUGACAAGGUGAAGCAGCUACCUUUCCUGCGAGCUUGUCUUGAUGAGAGCAUGCGACUGCUCCCUCCCACCUCUUUCGGAUUACCUCGCCGCACGCCUCCAGAGGGUGCUCCAGUCCUCGGAGACUAUAUUGCCGGCGACACCACAGUCUCGAUGUCCUCGUACGUUGCGCACCGGGAUCCAAGCAUCUUCACGGAUCCGGAGACAUACAAUCCAGAACGAUGGCUGGGUGAGGAAGGGAAAGAAUUGCAGCCGUAUUUCAUUGCCUUCUCUGCUGGUGCCCGAGGCUGCAUUGGUCGCAACAUCAGCUACCUUGAGCAAAUGGUCUUACUGGCCUCGUUGCUACACCGGUAUGAGUUUGCUCUUCCGUACCCAGAAUGGGAGCCUUCAAGACGGGAAAAUUUUAACCUAUCACCGGGCCCGAUGCCUCUGAAAGUGUGGAUGAGAAAGAGUGCCGACGAGGCAUGA
Messenger RNA from Exophiala xenobiotica, 1566 nucleotides. RefSeq lists its product as uncharacterized. The record is from RefSeq and is a predicted model, not a curated record. Bases 1 to 1566 code for a protein of 521 amino acids. The transcript has a single exon. Gene Ontology annotation, molecular function: monooxygenase activity; oxidoreductase activity, acting on paired donors, with incorporation or reduction of molecular oxygen; heme binding. Lineage: Eukaryota; Fungi; Ascomycota; Eurotiomycetes; Chaetothyriales; Herpotrichiellaceae.